AUGGACCCCAACAACCCAGCACUUUACUCCUCUGUCAAAGGCGGCCAACGCGAUGAAGGUGGUUUCCGCGUCAAACGUCAAACCAUCCAGGCCCAAAACACUAUUGAUGGUGCUGAGAUCUCAGAAACUAUAAAAGAAGACUCUGCCCAGGGUGCACGAUACGUAAUUGACGGAAACCUCCGCCGAGUACCUCCAUAUUACUUCACAUAUUUGACCUUUUGCAAAAUGCGCUGGCGCGACCGCAACCUGUUGGAGGUCUUCACAUCAGAAUUUCGCGACAAAGAUCGUGAUUACUACCAUGAGGCUAUUGCAACAGGUCAGGUUAUGCUUAACGGAAAAGUUGCUGAUCUUGAUACAAUUGUGCGCAACGGCGACCAGAUCAGUCAUCGUACUCAUAAGCACGAGCCUCCAGUCACUUCGCGGCCGAUCAAAAUUGUGUAUGAAGAUGAUGAGCUAGUUGUAAUUGAUAAGCCGUCGGGAAUUCCCGUUCACCCUACUGGCCGUUAUCGGUUCAAUACAGUGGUCAUGGUUUUGAAGCAUGAACAAGGCAAAUAUGUUCACCCCUGCAACCGUCUUGAUAGACUUACAUCUGGUCUUAUGUUUCUUGCAAAAUCUGGUAAAGCUGCAGAUAAAAUGGGUGCACAACUCCGCGACCGAGAAGUAAAAAAAGAGUACGUUGCUCGUGUCAAAGGCGAGUUUCCACUCGGAACUAUCGUUGUUGAAGAGCCCAUAGCCACCGUCGCCCCAAAGGUUGCAUUGAACCGUGUUAAACCUGAUGGGAAGCCUGCUAAAACCGAGUUUCAUCGUAUUUCGUAUGACGGUGAGACCAGUAUUGUCCGCUGCAGACCUUUCACUGGCCGCACGCAUCAAAUUCGAGUCCAUCUUCAGUACCUUGGCCAUCCCAUUGCCAAUGACCCCAUCUACUCCAAUGUUUGGGUUUGGGGUGAAGAGCUUGGAAAAGAUGGUGCUGGUGAUGAUGCCGAGCUAGAAGCUCGUUUGUCGGAAAUUGGUCGUUCGCGACCUGCCAGCACUUGGAUUAGCCCAGUUGAUUACACACCAUUUGAACAACACGCUGGUGAUGCAAAUGGCAGUUUUAUUCCCAAGGGCCUGGGUGAGGCUCUUGCACAUGAGAAAUGUCCCGACUGUAAAACCGAUCUCUACACCGACCCAGGCCCCAACGAUUUAGACCUUUGGCUUCACGCUCUCACAUACUCCUCUAUUGACCAAUCAUGGAGUUACGCAACACCUUACCCUGAGUGGGCUCUUGCACCCAAUCGUAAGUUCAUGGAAAUGGCAAUGGACGAAGCCCGCAAGUGUGAGGGGACUACAACCGCCUUUUCUGUUGGAGCCGUUCUUGUCAAUAAUGGAAAGGUUCUUUCAACAGGAUAUUCACGUGAGCUGCCAGGAAAUACCCACGCUGAACAAUGUGCUUUAGAAAAGUACUAUAAAGAGACUGGUGUACAAGGAACUGUUCCACCAGGCACUGUUAUCUACACUACAAUGGAGCCAUGCUCGGAGCGGUUAAGUGGUAAUUUGCCAUGUGUUGACCGCAUUCUGGCUACUGCUAACAUUAAAACUGUAUUUGUUGGGGUUGUGGAACCCGAUACGUUUGUAGCAAACAACACUGGUAGGUCUAGGCUGAAAACGGCAGGUAUUGAGUAUGUACAUAUUCCGGGAUAUGAGGACGAAUGUCUAGCUAUUGCUACAAAAAAGCCUGACGAAGAAUCUAAAGAACUCAAGGAAGAGUCCAAGGAAGAGUCCAAGGAAGAGCUUAAGGGCGAAUAA
This is a messenger RNA of Magnusiomyces paraingens, 1785 nucleotides long. RefSeq lists its product as uncharacterized. The coding region runs from base 1 to 1785 and encodes 594 amino acids. The record is from RefSeq and is a predicted model, not a curated record. The transcript has 2 exons. Gene Ontology annotation, biological process: pseudouridine synthesis. Lineage: Eukaryota; Fungi; Ascomycota; Dipodascomycetes; Dipodascales; Dipodascaceae. Gene Ontology annotation, molecular function: pseudouridine synthase activity; RNA binding.